CGUGUUUUUUUGUUGUGGGGUGCACAAUGCGUUUCUCUCACGUUGGCUUGACUUUGCUGCUGGUUUUGGCUGUCGUGUGCCUGUGCGAGCAGCAGACACAGACACAGACGCAGACGCAGCAGUCCUCCGGCGGGCCGGAGGAAACGUCGGAGUCGUGCGCCACCUGCGACAUGCGGCAGCAAAUCAAAAGCAUGCGUCUGAACGCCAUCAAGUACCAAAUCCUGAGCAAGUUGCGCAUGAAGGAGGCGCCCAACAUCAGCCGCGACGUGGUCAGGCAGCUCCUGCCCAGGGCGCCGCCGCUGCAGCAGCUGCUGGACCAGUACGACGUCCUGGGGGACGACAACCGGGACGUGGUCGCGGACGACGACGAUGAGCACGCCGUCACCGAGACCAUCAUGUUGAUGGCCACCGAACCCGACCCGGCGGUGCAAACCGACGGCUGGCCCAAAUGCUGCCUCUUCUCGCUGACACCCAAGUUCCAGGCGAGCCGCGUGUUGCGGGCGCAGCUCUGGGUGCACAUGCGGGCGGCCGAGGAGGACAGCGCCGUCUUCCUGCAGAUCUCCCGCUUGACGCCGGCGGCGGCGUCGGACGGCGGGCGGCACGCGCGCGUGCGCUCGCUCAAACUGGACGUGAAGGCCGGCGCGGCUUCGUGGCAGAGCAUCGACGUCAAGCAAGUGCUGAGCGUUUGGCUGCGCCAGCCCGACACCAACUGGGGCAUCCACAUCAACGCCUACGACAACGUCGGCAACGACCUGGCCGUCACCUCCGCCGAGCCGGGCGAGGAAGGACUGCAACCCUUCAUGGAGGUGAAGCUGAGCGAGGCUCCGCGGCGCCUCCGCAGGGACUCGGGCCUGGACUGCGACGAGAACUCGCCUGAGUCUCGUUGCUGCCGCUACCCGCUCACCGUAGACUUUGAGGACUUCGGCUGGGACUGGAUUAUCGCGCCCAAGCGCUACAAGGCCAACUACUGCGCGGGCAAGUGCGAGUACAUGCACCUGCAGAAGUACCCGCACACCCACCUGGUGAACAAGGCCAACCCCCGCGGCAACGCCGGCCCCUGCUGCACGCCCACCAAGAUGUCGCCCAUCAACAUGCUCUACUUCAACCGCAAAGAGCAGAUCAUCUACGGCAAGAUCCCGUCCAUGGUGGUGGACCGCUGCGGCUGCUCCUGAAGCCCCUCCCCCCCGCCCCGUUACGAGAGAGUAGGGAGCCGAUGAGAGGGGCCACCGCCCCGCAGACCUUUCCACCCCAAAACACCAAUUGCGCUCUUUUUCCUGGUGCGGUUCGAGGCCCCGAUAGGCCCAAAGCGCUCAGGCGGCUGGCUUACUGCCGCUUCCUUCCGAAGGAGACGCUAACCCAACGAGGCACAUCAUGUUACAAAAACGUCAUAAACGGUCGUCGAGCUUUAAACAAAACACUUUCAAGCUACUCUUGCAACAUUAGCAUAAAAAAUGUCUGACGCAUGAUUUGAUUGAAAAGAAAAUGACCAAGGCGUAAGAAACUCUCACACACACACACAACCCAGGCUAAACUUAACUUCUCCCCAACAUACAAAACAGAUGUAUCACUUUGACCUCCAUAUUUAGGCACUACGUUCCGUCAGUCUGGCCUAAUGGUCCAUUUUGCCGGCGAAUGACGAGAACGUUGAAAAAUGACAGACUGAGCACGGACGGAAGAGGAUUUUCCUGGGUCAGCGUAAUUGUCACUAACCGAGUCAGGUGCCCACCUCUGCUUACUAACUUGCUCCUCCCAGACAAAGCUCGUCUGAGAUUGUGAUCACUGAUCCAAACAGACUAAAUUCUUCAAUCCUGUGUCCAUAAUCACACAGUUGAAAAGACUUUUCUUUUUUCUUUUUAUAUACACCAACCCGCUCUUGACUUUCUAAUUUCCCCAACGUGUGGACUCGGGUUCAAAGCGUUGGUGGGGACGGACUCAAAUGUUGUCGGCUUCCCGGCUCCGUUUUUCAUCAUCAUCAUCGACGACAUCACGACCGGAUCACACUCAAUCGCAGGAUUGAAAAGAACUCAAAGCGAAGGCACAAAGAAUGCAGACAAAAGUGGAUUUUGUCCGAAUGUUGACAUCCGAGUACUCGUCUGCGCAAUGCGGUUUGCACUACGGCACACCAAAAGGAAACAGUUGGUGGCUACGAAAAUUGUAAAAACUGAUUUUUAUAUGUUGACAUCAUAUAUCUGCUUUUUUUUUCUUUUCAUAACCGCUUUCCGUACACACCAAUCAAACUGCAAUUCUAACAAAGUAACAGAUGUAAUGCAGCAACUCCCUAUAUCGUACUUAUUUUACCAAAUAAAAUGUUUAGCUUGGC
This is a messenger RNA of Syngnathus acus (greater pipefish), 2320 nucleotides long. It is a transcript of the gene mstnb, whose product is annotated as myostatin b. Gene Ontology annotation, biological process: SMAD protein signal transduction. Gene Ontology annotation, cellular component: extracellular region. The record is from RefSeq and is a predicted model, not a curated record. NCBI's taxonomy places the organism in Eukaryota, Metazoa, Chordata, Actinopteri, Syngnathiformes, Syngnathidae. Gene Ontology annotation, molecular function: cytokine activity; growth factor activity. The coding region runs from base 27 to 1172 and encodes 381 amino acids. The transcript is spliced from 3 exons.